Pseudozyma hubeiensis SY62 is the source of this 669-nucleotide messenger RNA. RefSeq names its product integral membrane protein. The record is from RefSeq and is a predicted model, not a curated record. NCBI's taxonomy places the organism in Eukaryota, Fungi, Basidiomycota, Ustilaginomycetes, Ustilaginales, Ustilaginaceae. The transcript has 2 exons. Bases 1 to 669 code for a protein of 222 amino acids. Gene Ontology annotation, cellular component: membrane; cytoplasm; mitochondrion.
AUGAAACGAACAGUGACGUCGAUAUUUCGCGUCAACUGUGAUGCGAGACCUAGCUUGGACCUUUCCAGAAUGUCGGCGUUUACACGGUUCAUAGCAGCCACAUCCUCCACCUUCCCACGACAAUGUCUGACCGGAGGGGUGCUCUUCGCUACCGGUGAUACGAUCGCGCAACAAUUCGUAGAGAAACGUCGUUCGAACCACGACAUCCCGCGUACAGUCCGUCUCGCUCUGUACGGAGGGUGUGUCUUUUCCCCUCUCGCAUCCAUAUGGUUCGGUCGAGUUCUCGAACGCGUUCGCUUCACCUCAAAACCCCUCAACAUCGCUACCAAAGUCGCCCUUGAUCAGGGCAUCGCCUCGCCCGCCUUCAUCGCCAUGUUCUUCUCCAUCACAACCCUCAUGGCUGGAGGAACGGUGGAGGAUGCCAAGAAGAAGGUGCAGGAUAACUGGUGGCCAACACUCAAGACAGCGUGGGGGUUGUGGGUGCCGGUGCAGACAUUGAACAUGGCAGUGGUACCCGUGCAGAGCAGGUUGCUGUUUGUAAAUGUGGUGAGCAUCGCUUGGAAUACGUUUUUGAGUAUCAAGGGUGCCGGAAGUGGAGGGGACAAGGUCAAGGGAAAGCUGAAUGAGGCCGUCGAGCUGGUUGAAGCGAAGGUCGAUAAGUUGCACUAA